This is a messenger RNA of Mercenaria mercenaria, 4917 nucleotides long. Its product is annotated as 2-hydroxyacyl-CoA lyase 2-like. The record is from RefSeq and is a predicted model, not a curated record. Gene Ontology annotation, cellular component: acetolactate synthase complex. NCBI's taxonomy places the organism in Eukaryota, Metazoa, Mollusca, Bivalvia, Venerida, Veneridae. Gene Ontology annotation, biological process: L-valine biosynthetic process. The transcript is spliced from 15 exons. Gene Ontology annotation, molecular function: acetolactate synthase activity; magnesium ion binding; flavin adenine dinucleotide binding. The coding region runs from base 23 to 1924 and encodes 633 amino acids.
UGAAGGGUCAAAGUUCUCCACCAUGGAAGACAAGACAGUUUGGGGGCAGUUCCAGUCAAAUUUUAUAAGAUUUGUUAUACCUGCAGGGGUGUCAACAGCUGCUUUUGGGUUGUUUUUCUUUUUGAAGAAGUUUGGAAUCCUUUACCAGUGGUCUCAUAAGGUUGAGAAGGAAUCUAAAAGACAUGGUGGUGAAAUUGUUGCUAAUGUUCUUCAGGCACAUGGAGUAAAGCAUGUAUUUACACUUGUUGGUGGUCACAUCUCACCUAUACUUGUAGCGUGUGAAAAACUUGGUAUCAGGGUCGUAGAUACGAGACAUGAGGUUACAGCAGUAUUUGCCGCUGACGCUGUUGCUAGGAUGUCAGGAACAGUGGGUGUGGCAGCUGUAACUGCAGGUCCUGGACUGACCAAUACAGUGACAGCGGUCAAGAAUGCUCAGAUGGCGGAAUCUCCAUUGCUUCUGAUGGGUGGAGCUGCAGCUUCACUUCUUAAAGGACGUGGUGCGUUGCAGGAUAUAGACCAGAUGUCUUUGUUCAAACCCCUGUGUAAAUACUGUGCUACAGUAACCAAGGUGAGAGAUAUAGCACCAACUCUGAGGAAAGCAUUACAGGUUGCCCAGUCAGGAACUCCAGGGCCUGUAUUUGUGGAGUUUCCAAUUGAUACUCUCUACCCAUACCAGAUGGUAAACAAAGAAGUUGGGGCCAAGAAUAAAGGCAAAGGACUUGUUCAGAAUAUUGUUAAUUGGUAUUUACAGAAUUAUGUCAAUGAUCUGUUUGCGGGAGCGUGGGAGGAAAGGGACGUUACUCCUUUACCAGCACAGGUACCCACAGCAAGCAGUGAUCAGAUACAGAAGAGUAUAGAGUUGUUAUCCAGAGCCAAGAAGCCACUGAUACUACUGGGUUCACAGUCAACACUUCCACCUACACCUGUAGAUGAUCUUAGGACAGCUGUGGAGAGUAUGGGUAUCCCAUGUUUUCUUGGUGGAAUGGCAAGAGGGUUGCUAGGGAGACAUAGUGAUUUACAGAUACGUCAGAAACGUGGGGAGGCUCUUAAAGAGGCUGAUGUAGUUAUCUUGGCAGGAACUGUCUGUGAUUUUAGGUUAGGUUAUGGAAGAGUUCUAAAUAGAAGAUCCAAAAUAAUUGCUGUAAAUAGAAACAAGGAACAACUUUAUAAGAACACAGACAUGUUCUGGAAGCCUACUGUUGCUAUACAAGGUGAUGUUGGUAGUUUUAUAGUAAAGUUGGCUCAGGGUAUGCAAGGUUACAAGUGUGAUACUGAAUGGUUGGACAUGCUCAGAAAUAAAGAUAUUGACAAGGAGAAGGCAAACAGGGAAAAGUGCAAUGAAGCUACAGAUGUUCAUUUGAAUCCAGUAAAAGUGUUACAUACAGCAGAGGAAGUGAUGUCAGACGACACUAUCAUGGUGGCAGACGGUGGAGACUUUGUUGGUACAGCAGCUUAUAUUCUAAGACCCAGAGGACCUCUAAGGUGGCUGGAUCCUGGUGCAUUUGGCACACUUGGUGUAGGUGGUGGGUUUGCACUUGGAGCCAAGCUGUGUCGACCAGAUAGUGAUGUGUGGAUCAUUUACGGAGACGGUUCAUUAGGAUACAGUGUGGCUGAGUUUGAUACAUUCACAAGGCAUAAGACCCCUGUGAUAGCUUUGGUAGGUAAUGAUGCAGGCUGGACACAGAUAUCCAGGGAACAGGUCCCAAUGUUUGGAAGUAAUGUGGCCUGUCAGCUGGCAUUCACUGACUAUGAGACAGUUGCUAUUGGAUAUGGAGGGAAGGGCCUCAAAUUGGAUCGUAGCAAAGAUGACAAUAUGAAAGAGGUUCUAGAAGAGGCUGUUAAACUGAGCAGAAAUGGGGACAGUGUAUUAGUAAAUGCCUUAAUUGGGAAAACUAACUUUAGGGAAGGCAGCAUAUCAGUUUAAACUGUCUAAAAGUUUUCCAGUUGUUCUUAUACAUGCAUAAAAUUAUUAUUCUAAACUGAAUCAUGUUGACAUAAAGUGCAUUUAUUUCAUGUACACUUACUUUUGAGCAAUUUAAUUUUCAGAUUACCUUUCAACCAGAUUGUAAUAAUGUAAAUACUAUUCUAGAGCUUUUGGAUAGUAAACCUUAAAAACAGAACAAGAAUGUCAAGGAAAAAUGAUAAAAAUCCAGUUUAAUAACUGUGUUUUUCAUUGAAGAAGUCUUUUUGGGACCACAAACUUUGCAAAUAUGCUAAUCUUACUUUGGACAUUUUACAGAAGUUAAUUUUUGUUAUACAGAUCUACAUGUAUAUUAAGAUCUCUUUUGUUGAUGAUAAAAUAAAGCUUUUGUGUCUAUGGAAUAAUCCGACCAGCUUUUAUCAUUGACAUUAGAUUUACAGUCUGUAAGUUAUUUUUAUGUCUCCAUUUAGAGAUAAAGGUGAAUAUUGUUUUGCUUGACUGUCUGAUCAAUCUUUCUGCUGGUCAGUAGACCAUUUGGUUUUCCAUUUGCUUCGUUAAGCAAUGUCAGACUUGAUAGGAUGAUUGCAUGUGGUCAGUAGAUGAACCCUAUCGUUUUAGGGGUAAGUAGGUCAAAGGUCAAGGUCACAUUGACUGUCAAGGUCUCCGUGACCUUGAUACUUGGAAUGUUUUCUGCUCAGAUACUAAAAAAAGCUUUCUCCCACAGUUGCAAACUUGAUAGUAUUGAUUGCCUGUGGUCAGUAGAUAACCCUAUUGCUUUGUCAUUAGGCUAAAGGUCAAGGUCUAAAAGACUGACUGAUAACAGUUAAAUAACUGAAGAAUGCUAUGGCCUACACUUGUUAAACUUCAUUGGAUGACUGCCUGUCAACAAUAGAUGACCCUGAUACUUUAGUGUAGGUCAAGGUCAUACUUAUGUUGGAACUGAAAAUGUUUUCCACUUAAUGACUAAAGAACAUUGGCGUAUAUUUGUCAAAUCUUCCUGCGCUGAUUGCAUGUGGUCAGUAGGUGAACUACUACUUUUAGUGCUAGUAGCGCAAAGGUGAAUGUCGCAGUGCACUCCAGACUGAACAUGGUUUCUGGUCAGUAAUUAAAGAACACUUCAUAGGAUGAUUGCCUCUAGUCAGUAUGUGACUCCCAUUUUGUUUGAGGUCAGUGGUAGAGAUCAUACACAGCGUGCAAAAUAACAUACCCACUUGCCACUGAUAGGUCAUCAUGAAAGACAUACUGGCACAUGUCUUACAAACAACUCGUUUUUGUCAUCAUAAGCAAGGAUAACAAGUUUGCAGACUUAACUUAUUAUUGUUGACAAUCUUGAUAAAAAAAAUCUUAACCUUUAGCCUACUGGCAGCAGCUGAUUCUGGGUUUGCGACCAGCGCAGACCAAGAUCAUCCUGCACAUCCGCGCAGGCUAAUCAUGGUCUGCACUGUUCGCCAUUCAGUCCGUAAAUUUUCAGUGAAAAUCCCUUUGAAUAAUUAAUGGUACUGUCCAAUAUAAAUGAUGGACCACUCCAUUUUAGAAAUUUAGCAGGGUAAAGGUUAACUAAUAGUCAGAAGUUGAAAUAUAAAGGAUAUGUAACAACCUUCACAGUUCUGUUGCAAAAACCUUCAAAUGUAAACCCUGACCAAGAAAUGUGUUAAUAGUAAAAAAUUUCUAUUUAAAGAUUCUUGUUACAAUUAUUUCAUUUAUAUGUCCUGUUUUUCCACAUAUGCUUGACUGUGAUAAUCAUUUCAUGUUUCUAUUUUCAUAUGGUUCUCAUUCUGUCUUAAAGACAUGUGGUUUCUGUAUAUUUUUGUAUGUUGUCCAGUCUAUUACCAGUGCACAUACUGGUUCGAGUCGUAAAUUCGGCCACUUUUUGCGGUUUUUCAUAAAUAUUUCUUUCUUUAUACAAUUGAUUUGUACAAAAUUUCAACCAUAUGUGCUUUAAUACAAGCAACAUUGAUUGUUAUCAUUAACGACUAUUUACAGUAUGGUAAACAAUAAAACCGCGCUUAAAAUAACGAACAGGUUUAGCCUCCGCAUUUCACCUUCUAGAGGUUGUAAAUAUUCGGCCACUUUUUAAACAUUAAAUUGGUUAUAUUUUUAACAUUGUCUUGGAAAUAAAUCGAUGCUACAGCCAAAUUGUUCUUUUUUCAACAAACUUCAAUCAUUUUUCAAUAGCAUACCUCAUGGGAAAUAUUUGCCAGCAGAGAAUUCAAAAGCGCCUGUCAUUCUUCUCACACCAGCAUGACGUAGUUUAAUUUUUACGUCUAACCUAUACUGUGUUGGUGCGCCGUAAAACCCAAAUAAAUAGAUAAAUAAAUAAUUUUUACGUCACUGUUAAUCACACAUUCAAGCAUAAAACUGCUGUUCUUGUCACUUUUGGGGGGUGUUUUCACAGGAGAUUAAAGAGAUUCUCGCGCUCACGUGCUGUUAUAACACCUUUUUAUAUAUGCACAUUCUGUGGCAAAGCAUAAACGUUUUACACCCCCGAAAAGGAUAAUUCAAAAGGAUAUGAUGUCAACGUGAAAAAACAACGUUGACAUGGAAAUUUAAUGACAUCGAGGGAUAAUAUAUUCGUUUUCUUGGUAAUAACGCAUUUUAUGCUAGUUAGCGCAUGUUCUUUUCAUGUUAUAAAGUUUAGAUCUGAAUUAACCCUUGCCGGGCCUCAGCAGAAACGAGCGCGUGCAGUGACGUCACACGACCUGCCAGACAAAAUAUUUGCUACUUAGAGUACACAACUUUAAGGAAUGACAACUUUUUCUCUAGUCACCUCAACUUGUUGUUUUUUGCCGACUUUGUUGCUAACGCAAGUGCUUGUGAUGACACGUGUUCUCAAGCAUCUGGCUCCAAAAAAUGCUUUAAAGUGGGUGGCCGAAUAUUUACGACCUGGCCGAAUUUACGACUCGAACCAGUAUACAUAUGAACAAUUUGUAUGCAGACAUUUGUAACUACCGGUAUUAUUGCUAUGUUUAGAAAUACAAAAUAAAUUUAGAAAGUAG